UUAUGGUUACUCAAAACAGCUUCCUGGAGGUUGACGUGGAUGUUGAUGAUGGCAGAAACUAAAGUAGAGCUGUCAGUUGAUUCAUUAAACCAUCAUACCUCUAACAGCAGCGGGAAUGCAUCAUCACAGCCCAACAACCCUCUAUCCAGAAAACUUAACAAGAUCCUGGAGACCAGGCUGGAUAAUGACAAGGAGAUGCUGGAAGCAUUGAAAUCUCUGUCUGUGUUUUUCACUGAAAACAGUCUGAGAACCAGGAGGAACCUCAGAGGAGACAUAGAGAGACGCAGCCUGUCCAUCAAUGAAGAGUUUGUACGAAUAUUUAAAGAAGUGAAGGAGUUAUUGCAAGGCGUUAAUGAAGAUGUUCAGGCCAUGAGCUCCUGCUGUGAAGAAAUGACCAACAGAUUAAAGGCAGCCAAAGAACAAACCCAGGAUUUGAUUGUGAAAACCAACAAACUUCAGGGAGAGAAUCAACGCUUGGAGGUUCGGGCUCAGGUGGCCCAGGCAUUCUUGUCAAAGUUCCAGCUGUCUACCACUGAAAUGACAACAUUACGUUCUGCACGAGAUGGUCCCAUCACUGAGGACUUCUACAGAGCACUGAACCGUGUGAAGAACAUCCAUGAGGAUGUGAAGGUCCUACUGAGAACUAACCAGCAAACAGCAGGGCUGGAGAUCAUGGAGCAGAUGGCUGUGUUACAGGAGACCGCAUAUGAGCAGCUCUAUCGCUGGGCUCAGAAUGAGUGCAGAGGGUUGACUCAGGAAACAUGUGAUAUUCCUCCCGUCUUGAGUCAAGCUAUGGAAUCUCUCCAGGAUCGUCCUGUUCUUUAUAAGUAUACACUGGAUGAGUUUGGAACGGCUCGGCGGUCUGCUGUGGUCCGAGGCUUUAUUGACGCCCUGACCCGUGGAGGACCGGGUGGCACCCCAAGACCCAUAGAGAUGCACUCUCAUGAUCCAAUGAGAUAUGUUGGUGACAUGUUGGCCUGGCUCCACCAAGCCACAGCCUCAGAGAAGGAGCACCUGGAAGCCUUGCUCAAGCAAGUUACCGUGCAAGGAGUUCAAGAAUACAUGCAGGAAGUAGUUGGCCACAUCACUGAAGGAGUGUGCAGACCACUUAAGGUGCGAAUUGAGCAGGUGAUAAUUGCAGAGCCAGGUGCUGUUCUCCUGUAUAAACUUUCCAAUCUGCUCAAGUUCUACCAUCACACCAUCAGUGGCAUCAUGGGUACCAGUGUUUCCUCCCUGUUGAUGACCAUUGAUGAAAUGCACAUGUUAAGUAAGAAAAUGUUCUUCAACAGCCUUAGUCUCCACGCCAGUCGCCUCAUGGAUAAAGUAGAGCUUCCUCCUCCUGAUCUGGGUCCCACUGCCUCCCUUACUCAGACUCUGUCUCUCCUUAGGGAGGUAUUGGUCCAUGAUUCAUCAGUUCUUCCUCUGGAUGCCCGUCAAGCUGACUUUGCACAGGUAUUGUCCUGCAUUCUUGACCCAUUGCUGCAGCUGUGCACAGUAUCAGCUAGUAACCUGGGCACAGCAGAUAUGGCCACCUACAUGGUGAACUCCUUAUACAUGAUGAAGACCACAUUAGCACUCUUUGAAUUCACAGACAAACGCUUGGAAAUGCUGGAGUUUCAGAUUGAGGCUCACUUGGACACUCUAAUCAAUGAGCAGGCGUCUUUCGUGCUGAACAGAGCUGGGCUUAGUCACAUCUACAGCUGCGUCCAACAGCACACCGCAGAACAGGGUGCCUUGGCCAACCUCCCUGGAAUGGACAGCACAUCUUUAAAAACAGCCAUGGUCCAGUUUGACCGUUAUUUGGCCUCUCCUGAUACAUUUGUGAUGCCGCAACUCAACUUCCUGCUAAGCGCUGCUAUAAAGGAGCAGAUUUUCAAACAGUCCACAGAGCUGGUGUGUCGUGCAUAUGGAGAGGUGUACAAAGGUGUCACCCACCCUAUAAAUGCAUAUAAAGAUGCAGAGUCUGUCUUGCACAGAACCCCACUGCAGGUACAAACCUUGCUGUCCUGAACCGUACAAACACACCUUUGUUCUGGGACUGACACUGUUCAAAUACUCGUCUGGUGAUGGGGAGGGGUUUAUCAUUGUUAAUAGUUAAUUAUUUGAGACAAAGACACUCAAUUAUAAGUGUAUACGCAAAAAAUAUAGUCUUGAUUUCUCAAAUGUUGUUAUGCGGACACUGCUAGAAGUGAGGAGAGAAAAAAAACCUGACUCUGCUCACACUGAGUAAAUAUAAAAAUAUUUAUUUUUCCUUCCUAUGUGAAUUGAGAUCUCCACUAGAAGGCCCAAGGGAGCAAACUGUAGUCCAUUUCAUUGGCACAUGCAGAUUCACAUGCACCGAAAUAUACAUAGUCAUUCUAUUUCAUACACAGGUUUUUUCGUUCACCGGCUUAAUGACUCAGCAUCACUCUGUAAUCAAAAACAGCUCUGUCUUUUUUUUGUACUUUUUUUUUUUUAACUGUAUUAAAAUACACACUGAAAAGUUCACAAA
Molecule: messenger RNA, 2491 nt
Organism: Puntigrus tetrazona (Sumatra barb)
Lineage: Eukaryota; Metazoa; Chordata; Actinopteri; Cypriniformes; Cyprinidae
Product: conserved oligomeric Golgi complex subunit 6-like
Biological process (GO): intra-Golgi vesicle-mediated transport
Cellular component (GO): COG complex
Source: RefSeq, a predicted model, not a curated record